This is a messenger RNA of Notothenia coriiceps (black rockcod), 828 nucleotides long. Its product is annotated as UDP-glucuronosyltransferase 1-5-like. NCBI's taxonomy places the organism in Eukaryota, Metazoa, Chordata, Actinopteri, Perciformes, Nototheniidae. Gene Ontology annotation, molecular function: UDP-glycosyltransferase activity. The coding region runs from base 85 to 828 and encodes 247 amino acids. The record is from RefSeq and is a predicted model, not a curated record. The transcript is spliced from 2 exons.
AUCACUCUCUGGUUGCUCUGCCCAGCUGUGAUUUACGGAGGUAAAGUUCUUGUCUUCCCAUUGGACGGGAGCCACUGGGUGAACAUGAAAGUCAUCAUUGAGGAACUCCAUGCAAGGGGCCACCAAGUAACGGUUGUGAGAUCAAGAGACAGCUGGUACAUCAAGGAAACCUCCCCAUUGUAUACUUCAAUUACACUCGAAUCAGAUUCUGGAUUUGGUGAAGACUUUGCAAAAACCUUCGUGGUCCAGUUGCUGGAAAUCCAGAGAGCAGGGAAGUCUGCCUGGACACGUUUCAAACUGGAAAUGGAGCAAGCACAAAUGGCCUCAGUGCUGCAUAUGAACACGGCCACAAUGCUUGAGCAGCUUUUUGAAAACAAAGAUCUGAUACAGUCGCUGAAGGAUGCCAGAUAUGACCUUGUCCUUGCUGACCCUGCUAUACCAGGGGGGGUCCUGCUGGCCCACUACCUUAAGCUGCCCCUCGUUUUCAAUGUCAGAUGGACAAGUCAAGGUGAAGGCCACUUUUCAAUCGCACCCACUCCUCUCUCUUAUGUUCCAUUGACAGGGACUGUGCUUUCAGAUAAAAUGAACUUUCUUGAAAGGGUUCUUAACGUAAUCGUUUUUGGUUUCACAGAAUAUCAAAUUGCAUUCUAUGUUCUACCAUAUUAUGUUGACCUGAUUGAUAAAUAUUUAGGUCCAGACGCAGACUUUUUAUCUCUAUUUCAAGCUGCAGACAUUUGGCUGAUGAGAGUGGACUUUGUGUUUGAGUUCCCUCGUCCCACCAUGCCUAAUNGGCAUCUCAUCUUGGGAUUUCCUCCGCUCAGAGCCUGA